UCUAAAGCCCCCCUCUCUUAAAACCCCCCUAGUCUUCUAAACCUCUCUCUCUCUCCUCUUUUUAAGUACCGUCCCAUCCCAUUCUGGUCCCUUUCCCUCUCCCACUUCCUCGCAUUUUCUUGUCCCUAAUCGGUUUCAUUCGUCUCCCACUCUCAAUUUGCUCUUCCCGAUCAUGAUUUUCUGGGCGAGAGUUUAUUUUCCUUCACGUAAGGAAACAAGAACUCUAUGAAUCUUGAAUUCCCUUCUUUUCUGCCGUCACCAUGAAGGCCUUUUCCCAUUUCUUAUCGUCUUUCUCCUCAAACCCUAUUUUCUCGUGCAUUGUUAGUCUUUACGCUCUGAUUCUUAUCUAUCUACCCCACCUUUUCCUGAGAAUCAUUUUCUCCCCGGUGCUUAACGCGACUGGAAUUCUGUUCUUCGCUCUACUCCGACUCGGUGCAAUUCAGAGAUUGGAAGACGAGAUCACUGAUAACUCUUGCCAGUUUCAAACGAGCCGGGAUGCUGGCGAAAACGCGGAAAGCAAAGAGAACGGGGAAAGCGGUUCCGUUGAGCCAGUUAAAACCGAGUUUCCAGAAGAAGACAUUGGUGUCGCCUCCCAAUCGGAAACCGACUCCGAGUCCGAUUCCGGUAUCAAUCUCAUCCCAUGCUUCGAGGACUCCUUCGUCGAAUGGGAUGUGAAGGCACCGUUGGAGGUCAUAUACGAAGAAUACGAAGGUGAUGAAGCAGAAGAGGAUCCGAAUCCGAGCGAAAAGUAUCCAAACCCGAACGAGGGGGAAGGGAUAAAAAAUGUGAGCCAUGAGAGGCACCCAUCACUUUCAAUGUAUUACCCGGAAUCAGACUCGGAUGACUCAUCCGAAGGCGACGGCGAUUUUCGCAAUUUUCCGCCGAUCGGAGAGUGGUACUCCCCGGAGAGCGGGUGCCUCACGUGGAACGAGGAGGACAGAGAGGGUCUAAUAGAGAUUGCCUUGGAUGGGAAUAAGAGAGGGCGUGAUUUUCAUGUCGAGGAAGAGAACUUGAUUGAGAUUGAUAUUUCUCCGAUGCGAAAUGAGGAAUUUCCAGGCAAGAAAUUGAAGUUUCCCGGUGAGAAGCUUACGAAAACUGAUGAACCGAACGGGCAUGUAAUCGGUAAUAUAAAGCCUCGAUAGGGGAGUGAACAGUAGUUUUAUGAACAAUGGAGCGAUGGAGACUUUGCGGAAAAGAAAGUGAAGAAAUAGUAUAAAGAUUGGGCUCUCCUUUGUCCUUGUUCAGAUGCUUGUUUCCAAGUUCCAACCGGUUGCCUUCCUUCCGCGGACUUUGCUUGAUUUUUUUUUCUUCCUUUUUAAUCAACUUAAAAGAUAUAUUUGAUAAUAGAUGUUUUAUUGUGGA
Molecule: messenger RNA, 1362 nt
Organism: Carya illinoinensis
Lineage: Eukaryota; Viridiplantae; Streptophyta; Magnoliopsida; Fagales; Juglandaceae
Exons: 2
Coding region: 261-1142 (293 amino acids)
Source: RefSeq, a predicted model, not a curated record